GCAGUGAGGGGGCCAGUUACAUGACAGUCUGAGGGCAGUGAGGGGGCCAGUUACAUGACAGUCCGAGGGCAGUGAGGCGGCCAGUUACAUGACAGUCUGAGGGCAGUGAGGCGGCCAGUUACAUGACAGUCUGAGGGCAGUGAGGGGGCCAGUUGCAGUUGAGGGGUUCCCUCACUACGAGCUAGUGGGACCAGAGCUCUAACUAGUGGCUAGGGUGACUGGGAAGAAGUGUAUGGCUAGGUGCAAGUGAUGAUUAUCUGAAAAAUAUCAGUGCCGUGAUUUGGAAAAAGUGGAAACACGACUGGUGCCAAGAGGCCGUAAACCAGUUCUCACGCGAAGAGAAAAUUUUAUAGGGGACUAGUCAUUCCUGACUAAGUACAAUGGCUGAGGAACAGGAGCAACAGAUCUGGUGAGAAUCGCAACGAAAACGAACUUAGUAAAUAGGGAUUAAUGAAUGAAUCAUCGAACUCUACGACCUUAAUUUUAAUCAGUUAUUAUCUAAUUUGCCAACGUAAUCUCUGAUUACUUCGUGCUCUUUGCUGGUGCUGCGACAUGCAGCCUUUUAAUGUCAGUGGCAUGAACGUUUUGAAGAAAAAUAUCGAAUGUUUUAGUCUGGACCCAAGACACUGACUGACAUGGCAGCUUUCAUCCCAACAAGACCGGGCGCUCUGCCCAUUGCCCCCAUAGCCCCCCACCUGCAAGGGUCUCAGGUGCUCAGGAUGGUUCAAGAAGAGGGGGGUAUACGCCCCCCAGCCUCCGCCCCCCAAUGGCCGCCCCCCCUCACCACCAAAUUUGGAGCCCACGACUUCAUGGCGAAAUGCGCGCGAGCUGGAGGGCGGGAAGUCGAGUGGCCACCUCGAGGUGCAGACCCGAGCAUCUACCUGUCGAACCCCUCACUGAAGGCGAACCCUCAGGUACCACAUCGUCGCGGUACAGCCCAGCCGCCUGUACCACCCAGACCAGGCUUGCAUGUGCUUAAGGCUCAUUCUUCUGCUCCAAAUCUGGCUAUCACCUCAGAGUCUGAGUUACCCAAACCACCUACAAGGUUGCCGAGUGGCAUUGAUCCUUCUACAGGUGUUCCGCCGGUACCACCACCUCCAACCAUGGCGUCCCAAUCAUCCUCCAUGACGACGAGUUCAUCCCAGCCUCUGCAGCCAGGUGAAGAACCUAAUCAGACGACCGUUUAUCCGUCGAAUUUCAAACUUCGCAACGAAAUGCCAAUUCAUCAAGAAGGAGCAAGGGUGGUGACGUCCCAACCAGCCUUCAAGAUGACAAAGCCCAUGAAGAUGCGCGGCGACAGCAAGUGGCCUCCAGCAUCAGCAGCUCAGGACGAACCCGAACAGCAGGUGCGCGAGUUCAUCAAGCCAAAGAAGCAAUGCAAAGACUACUCCAGUUUCUUCGCCCAACACCAACUACCCCCCAGCUACACGGGCUACAGAGCCCCUCCUGGCACCCAGCACGUUGGUGCAGACGAGGAGGCUGUCGACAUGUAGCUGAAAUGUCAUUUAUAUGCGUUGUCACGAUCAAAUUUGAAAAACUUUAGACAAUUACGAAUGUCAAGUUACAAAAUUAACAAUCUAGUGACGAUCACACGUACGAAAUGGUAUUCAAAUAAUUUUGGAAAUAAAAAUUGGCCUCCUGAUUGAAAAUGGUGCCAUUUGUGAAUCCUGCAUAUUGAGUACUUGGAUAUUUUCAGUCGGAAAUAUCAAUACUUUAAAAAGCCUUUAGAGAAUAUUUGACGAAAAGAUCAUGAAAUUAAUCAAAUUAUCGCUAAAUUUAAUUUGAAUUUAAUUUACUUUUCGCCAAUUUCAACAAUGAACGUAUAGGGAAUUUUAAGAUUUCAAUCAAACAUCUUUUCUUGUGGAAACGAAUCAUUAUUGCUCAUUGGAAAAACUAGAUUACGUUGGAGAUGUGCUAACCAUCUGCAUAAUUUAUGAGUAGACAUGAAAAAAGUAUGAAAUCUGUGGUGAAUUAAAUUGAGUCUCAUCAGGUUGAGUAUGGGGCUAGCUGGUGGCAUUGUGUAGGUUGUGAACAAAAGCGACAUAAUCAUGCCACCAAAUUCAACUCAUACAUGGAUGGUAACAGCCUAAAACAUAAUUUAUAUUGGGUGCUUCCGGCUCUUUGCCGGUAGCAUGAUAGAUAGCAUUAUUUACAGGAUAUCAUCCAAAGGAUAUUUGUAUACAAUCAGUAUACUUGAGGAGCAGCAAAAUGGUUUGCUUAUACGAUUCAAGUUAUGAACUGCUGUCUCACUGCCAGCACUGUCAUUUUUCUCUUCUGAAUAAUUUUCAAGAAUUAUAUUUAUUUGCUUUGAGGCUCUGACUCAUUUAUGAUUUGAAUAGCUUCAUAUCCUUAGAUUUUUGCUAGAUUUAAUGAAAACGGUGUUAUUUUUUGAGCAUUAGUGAGAACAACUUAUAUCGGGACUGUUUUCAUUCAUUUACCGACUUGUGACUUAAUUUCUAAUUGGUCGUGUGUCGUUAAUAUAAGUUGUGUUAUACGAAUGAAUAACUAUAAAAGAGGUAAUUCACUACUAUUUAGUUAAAUUUUUAGAGUCAAAUGAACUAUUAGUUCAGUUUAUAUGUUUUACUAGUGCAGAAUCACUACUGCAGCUAGUGUUGCCAGCCUAGUUGCAGUGGUAUGGUAUGCCUAGUUUUGAUGAAGCCCAGUUAGAAUAUAAAUAGUUCCAAGGUUAUCACGUUGCCGGCAGCAUUCUGGUUUUCAAUAUUAAUUAUGAUGCAUUCAUAUUAAUCAACGAUGUAUUAAAAAUUAAAUUAACAACAUAUUUCCCAGUACAGCGCAGGGAAUUCGGUUUCAUGGUAGCAACCGAAUUCUCUCCGUGGUACUUACGUUGAUAUAUCAAAAUAAUUUAAAUACUUUGUCAGUGGUAGACAAUAUUGGCUGCAUUACAUGAAUGUAUUGUCUAGUAAUGUAAGCUUAUUUAUGUGUUACUUUUCAUUAAAGAGUAGAGGCUUGUU
Messenger RNA from Hyalella azteca, 2972 nucleotides. RefSeq names its product proline-rich receptor-like protein kinase PERK8. The record is from RefSeq and is a predicted model, not a curated record. Lineage: Eukaryota; Metazoa; Arthropoda; Malacostraca; Amphipoda; Hyalellidae. The coding region runs from base 636 to 1493 and encodes 285 amino acids. The transcript is spliced from 8 exons.